UGGGGCCUAGCAACCAGGGCUGCUCCAGGCUAACAGGAGAGGACUCUCACCCGGGGAGAGAGUGAGGGGAGAGGGAGAGAGUGCAGGGGAGACGCUGAGGAUCACGCGUCCUGUGACUCUCCCUUGUCCCCUGCUGUGCUCUGAACCACAGGUCACCAUGGCUACUUCCAAGUUGCCAGCCGUGCCUGGGGAGGAGAGCACCAUCCUCAUGGCCAAGGAGGAGCUGGAGGCCUUGCGCACAGCCUUCGAGUCUGGCGACAUUCCCCAGGCCGCCUCCCGCCUGCGAGAGCUGCUGGCCUCCUCCGAGAGCAUCCGGCUGGAGGUGGGCGUCACGGGCGAGUCGGGGGCCGGCAAGUCAUCCCUCAUCAAUGCCCUGCGAGGCCUGGGGGCCGAGGACCCUGGCGCAGCCCUCACCGGCGUCGUGGAGACCACCAUGCAGCCCUCGCCCUACCCGCACCCACAGUUUUCUGAUGUGAUGCUGUGGGACCUCCCAGGGGCCGGCUCUCCUGGCUGCCCGGCUGACAAGUACCUGAAGCAGGUGGACUUCAGCCGCUACGACUUCUUCCUGCUGGUGUCUCCCCGCCGCUGCGGGGCCGUGGAGACCCGCCUGGCCUCGGAGAUCCUGCGCCAGGGCAAGAAGUUCUAUUUCGUGCGUACCAAGGUGGACGAGGACCUGGCGGCCACUCGCAGCCAGCGGCCCUCGGGCUUCAGCGAGCCGGCUGUCCUGCACGAGAUCCGAGACCACUGUGCCGAGCGGCUGCGGGCCGUCGGUGUGUCCGAUCCCCGCAUCUUCCUCGUGUCCAACCUCUCGCCGUCCCGCUACGACUUCCCAGCGCUCGUGUCCACCUGGGAGCACGACCUGCCUGCCCACCGGCGCCACGCUGGGCUGCUGUCGCUGCCCGAUAUCUCGCUGGAGGCCCUGCAAAAGAAGAAGGACAUGCUGCAGGAGCAGGUGCUCAAGACGGCGCUGGUGUCCGGAGUCAUCCAGGCCCUGCCCGUGCCCGGGCUGGCGGCCGCCUACGACGACGCGCUGCUCAUCCGCUCGCUGCGCGGUUACCACCGCAGCUUCGGCCUGGAUGACGACUCACUGGCCAAGCUGGCCGAACAGGUGGGCAAGCAGGCAGGCGACCUGCGCUCGGUCAUUCGCUCCCCGCUGGCUAAUGAGGUCUCGCCAGAAACCGUCCUACGGCUCUACUCGCAGUCGUCCGAUGGCGCCAUGAGGGUGGCCCGCGCUUUCGAGAGGGGCAUCCCCGUGUUCGGCACGCUGGUGGCCGGGGGCAUCAGCUUCGGCACGGUCUACACCAUGCUCCAGGGUUGCCUCAAUGAGCUGGCUGAGGAUGCCCAGCGGGUCCGUAUCAAGGCUCUGGAGGAGGACGAGCCCCAGCCAGAGAUCAGCCUGGAGGCUGCUGGUGACAAUGGCGUGGAAAAACGGGGAUCUGGGGAGGGCGGCGGUGAGGAAGGUCAGCUCACCACCCGCCGGAAGCUUGGCCUCCUUCUCAAGUACGUGCUCGAGAGCUGGAAGAAACGCGACUUAACAGAAGAGAAAUAAACGUGCAGGCUGCCCCCACCUCGCCCACAAACCAAGCCUUUACUGAAACGCUAAACCAA
This is a messenger RNA of Octodon degus (degu), 1608 nucleotides long. RefSeq names its product immunity related GTPase cinema (gene Irgc). Gene Ontology annotation, molecular function: GTPase activity; GTP binding. Gene Ontology annotation, cellular component: membrane. The record is from RefSeq and is a predicted model, not a curated record. The transcript is spliced from 2 exons. Lineage: Eukaryota; Metazoa; Chordata; Mammalia; Rodentia; Octodontidae. The coding region runs from base 158 to 1549 and encodes 463 amino acids.